Molecule: messenger RNA, 1210 nt
Organism: Durotheca rogersii
Lineage: Eukaryota; Fungi; Ascomycota; Sordariomycetes; Xylariales; Xylariaceae
Exons: 2
Coding region: 358-1143 (261 amino acids)
Source: RefSeq, a predicted model, not a curated record
CCCCCCCAGCGCCGGCCAGGCUGCUACGAAUCGACAGGUAGGACUCGGGUCUAGCGAGUUUCCGUCGGCAGAGUCUAGCUAGGAUGGCCCCGUGACGGUUGGGCGACUCUCUGCCAUCUACAUCUACACGGGGCAGGUCUUUCUAAAUAUAUCGACGCAUCUCGAUGCGAAAAAUGCAACGGCGAUUCCAAGGCAAGGCGGCGGAGGGAGGAGGGACAAGGAGACGAAGAGGAGCUCGGCUAGUUUAAUAAAAUUGCCAUCGCAGCAGAAAAGUGGGAUGGAUUGUUUCUAUCCCGUCCUGCCCCAGUCGCAGGAGAUGGGAUGGGAGAGCGACCCCGCUAGGAGGCGGUAUGGCAUAUGUGCGGCCGUUAUCUCUCGAUAUGGAGAGGAGCCCGUCCAGGUUACAUGAUUCAUGUUCUUCAAGCCGAGCGGGUGGUCAGGAUUCAGAUUGAGCCUGCGUGGCGCCCAAUGAGAUGCUACCGUCCCGUCCCGGAGUCAUGGGCACGGGAAACUCAAUGUAUGUCGGGAAGAGUAAGGUAUGGAUGGAUGGAUGGAUGGACGUGCAAUGGAGGUAAGCCUCGAAGCCGUGCCAUCCUCGGUCAUUUCUUUUUGGGUAGACUUGUUCCAUCAUUCCAUCAUUCCCUCCAGGGUAGGUAUAUUGAUUUUCUCUACACGUACGCGUCCGGCCCUACGAUACGCCCGUCCUAUUCGCGCCACCGACGGACAAGACGCUACUUGUCGGCGCUAUUUGUUUCUCUUUUCUUCCUCACCAUCGAGCCGAGACCGCUACCUCCAUCUGACCCCAGCAAGCUGUUCCCGAUUGAGCCCCGUCCUCGCUGCGAGAAAGCGACAGCUACCGGGAGGCGCGUCACCUACAUUGUAUGUGUACGCGUGGAGGCGACUCGUCCAGGCGUUGCUCAUAUAUGCACCCUCCCGCUUCCGCGCCUUGUCGUCGAGGGGUGUGAAACCUCUCCAGGUCGUCCCCUCAAGCUAACCAUUGUUUUUCCCCUCCCUCCCCCUUCCGCCUUCAAUCCCGAUCUUCAACACUCGGCUUGCAGCGACGCGCGCGUAGCGAUAGGGGGGCUGCUACGAUCGCAUUCCGUCUUCGGCAUAUCGCGGCUCAACUUAGGAGCAGGAUCGUGAUGUCGGCUCAGCGCCGGCACAAGCACAGGCAUAUCAUCCGCGCCAGGCCAAUCACCAGCGGAUGCGU